Messenger RNA from Lacerta agilis (Sand lizard), 1178 nucleotides. It is a transcript of the gene UPK1A, whose product is annotated as uroplakin 1A. The record is from RefSeq and is a predicted model, not a curated record. Gene Ontology annotation, cellular component: membrane. Lineage: Eukaryota; Metazoa; Chordata; Lepidosauria; Squamata; Lacertidae.
CCCCCCCUCAUUCCCUACCCACUUUGCCUGGGCAAAUAUAUAAAGGGCAGCCUUAAGAUUGUUGUACCUUGCAGAACAGGAUACAGCUGGCUUGUCUGCAGCUAACAGAACCUGAGCAGCUGUUGCAAGGAACAUUUCCUGAGAAACAUGGAGGAGAAGGGCUCAUCUUUUGUCGUGGGGCUGUUGGUGAUGGGCAAUGUGAUCAUCAUGCUUGCAGGACUGGCACUUUACGCGGAGUCUGUCUGGGUAACAGCUGAUCCCUACAAGGUGUACCCCAUCAUGGGAGUUACAGGCAAAGACGAUGUCUACGCAGGUGCCUGGAUCUCCAUCUUCACCGGCUUUUGCUUCUUCUGCGUGUGCGUCUUUGGCAUUAUCAGCCUUGUGAAUGGCAACCGCCUGAUGGUGUUACUGUAUCUGGUGCUGAUCCUGGUUGUCUACUUAUUUGAGUGUGCUUCUUGCAUCACGUCCUACACACACCGCGACUAUGUGGUUUCAAAUUCCAAGCUAAUAACAAGACAGAUGUUGGCCUUCUACUCGUCGGAUACUGACCAAGGCCGGGAACUCACCCGCAUGUGGGAUCGUUUCAUGAUGGAGCAAAAGUGCUGUGGCGCCAAUAAUCCCAUGGAUUGGGUGAACUACACCUCGGUCUUCAGAACCAGGUACCCUGAGGUGGUGGCCCCUUGGCCUUUCUACUGCUAGCGUGAUCGCAACUUUGUCAUCAUCAAUGAAGAGGGCUGCAGACUGGGUCACGUCGACUACAUCUACACUCAGGGCUGCUUUGAGCACAUCAAGCACGCAGUACAGAGCUACGCCUGGGGAGUCUCUUGGUUCGGCUUUGCUAUCCUCAUGCUCACGUGCCCUGUUGUUCUCCUCGCAUACCACUACACUACAAUGUGAGGAAACCCAGUUGCUGGAGCUGAAUUUGCCCUAUGAUGGGGAAGGGUGGAGCCCUCUUCCUACACCUCCAGGCAGGGCACGGCAUCAUGAUCCAUCUUUUUGAGGAAUCUCCAUGGGGUUUCCUUCUAUAGUCACACUGCACCAUAGCAUGCUCUGUAAGGCUGACUUGCUCCCCACAAACUUGACUGUGGCUGGCUGGUGUCAUUGCUGGACACCUUUAACUCUGCCAUCCUGUCACUCAAGUGUCCUUUGGAGGAAUCUUCCUAACCUUUUGUGAAACU